CGGCAGAUGCCAUCACAACAACAAAGAGCUCGCUGAGCCCCGCGCGGCGGCGACAGCUCGCCCGGAAGCCGGGGCGCCAGCUCGCGGAGCCGCGCGGCCGCGGGAGGACGCGCGCGGGGGUGUGGGGAGGCGCGGGGCCGAAGAUGGCCAGGAAGAGGAGGCCCCCCAGCGCCCAGGAACAAACAUCUGACAAGUCUGUUGAGGAACAAGUCUUUGAAGAAUCACCAGACAGUCCUCCUAAGGAGCAGGUGUUUGAAGAAUCACCAGACAGUCCUCCUAAGGAGAAGGUGGUUGGUGAACCAAGGACAUAUGACUCAAAUUUUAAGGGCCCUGUUACCAACAGGAAUUGUACAGAUUUUGUGUGCUGCGUGAUCUUCCUAGUGUUUAUUAUGGGCUACAUUCUUUUAGGACUUAUGGCCUGGGCAUACGGUGAUCCUAGGAGACUGACCUUUGCUACGGACAGCCAGGGCCAUUUCUGUGGCCAGAAGGGCACCCCCUAUGAGAACAAGACUACUUUGUUUUAUUUUAACAUGCUAAGAUGCACCAGUCCCUCUGUGGUGAUAAACCUACAGUGUCCUACCACUCAGAUUUGUGUUGCCAAGUGCCCAGAAAAAUUUUUAACCUACGUGGAAAUGCAAAUUUUGUACAAAACGGACAGUAGGUACUGGGAAUACUACCGUCAGUUCUGCAAACCCACUGCUAAGCCUGUAUCGUCUGUUCCCGCACUCCUGUUGAAUGAAGACUGUCCUUCUAUGAUUUUCCCAAGCAAACCUUUUCUCCAAAGAUGUUUUCCUGACUUCAUUAAAGAAAACGGUACUUUAACGAUAGGACAUAGGAUGCACUUUGAAGACGGGCGAGGCAGGAUGAGGACUGUUUUGGAACUCAGAGAGGCUGCCAAUGGUAUCAAUAAAAUCCUUAAUGCAAGAGAAAUCGCUUUCAAAGUGUUUGAGGACUACGCAACAAGUUGGUACUGGAUUGUCAUUGGCCUGACGAUUGCCAUGAUCCUUAGCUGGAUAUUUUUGGUGCUGCUGAGGUUCAUAGUUGGAUUCCUCUUCUGGUUCUUCGUGUUGGGUGUGCUUCACAUUAUAGCAUAUGGAAUAUUUUACUGUUACCAGCAAUACAAUAAACUUCAGAAAAAACCAGAAUCUUUGAUAACUCUUUAUAACAUUGGGAUUCAGACUAAUAUGACCAUGUACUUUCAGUUGAAACAGACAUGGUUCGUAUUAAUGAUAAUACUCGUCAUCCUUGAAAUGAUUAUCAUCCUCUUGCUGAUCUUCCUCAGGAGACGAAUUCGUUUGGCCAUAGUUCUACUGAAGGAAGGAAGCAAAGCCAUUGGAUACAUCCCAAGUACGUUAGUUUAUCCAGCUUUCACUUUCAUUUUGCUCUUGAUCUGCUUUUCUUACUGGGUUGUGACAGCAGUUUCCUUGGCUACAUCAGGAGUACCUGUCUACAAAGUUUCAGCCCCAGAGGGGCCAUGUGUACAUGAAAAUGAAACCUGUAACCCCACGAAUUUUAAUGCAACCGAUGUUCCCAAAGAAUGCCCAGGGGCUCUCUGUAACUUCGCUUUCUAUGGCGGAAAAAGUCUGUACCAUCAGUACAUAUCUACUUUGCAUUGGUACAAUAUAUUUGUCUUUCUGUGGCUUGUAAACUUUGUCUUUGCAUUGGGUCAGUGUACCCUUGCUGGUGCCUUUGCUAGUUACUACUGGGCCAUGAAAAAACCUGAUGACAUCCCAUCUCUUCCCCUUUUUACUUCAUUUGGACAAGCAAUACGAUAUCACACGGGAUCCCUAGCAUUUGGAUCAUUAAUUAUUGCAGUAGUUCAUCUGUUUAAAAUGAUCCUAGAAUACUUGGACAGACAUCUUAAAAAUGCCCAGAGCCACACGUCUAAAUUCCUGAAAUACUGUCUGACGUGCUGUUUCUGGUGUUUGGAAAAAAUGGUAAAGUUUUUAAACAGAAACGCCUAUAUUAUGAUUGCAAUACAUGGCAAAAACUUCUGCAUGUCAGCCAGAGAUGCUUUCAACCUUCUGAUGAGAAAUAUUUUAAAAGUUGCAGUUACGGAUGAAGUUACACAUUUUGUAUUACUCCUGGGAAAACUUCUGGUUACUUCAUUUAUAGGUUUGCUGGCCUUCUUACUCUUCACAGAAAAAACGCCAGCGAUUUUGGGAGGACCAACAUCUUUAAACUACUACUGGGUCCCUCUGCUGACUGUCAUUUUGGGAUCUUACCUAGUUGCUCAUGGCUGCUUCAGUGUCUAUACAACGUGUAUCGAAACAAUUUUCCUCUGCUUCUGUGAAGAUCUGGAAGGGAACGAUGGAUCUCCAGAAAAACCUUACUUCAUAACCCCUAGCCUGCACGAAGUUCUGGUCAAGAAGCAACCAGUUCUCCAGAAGCAGAAAAAGUAGAAAAGCUCCAAACAGUGCCAACUACUUUUAAGUCGAUGUUUUGCGAAUUAGGUCAACUAUAAUCUGAAAAUGUUGCUUUGGAGUCCUGUGAAAUUUCUGAGCUUCUUCUAAAAGAAAGCCAGUACGUGGUACCAUAGAGCGGUCAGGCAUUGGAUGGCCGUGGCCUCUCUGAUGCGGCAUACUUUAUAGAUGAUGGUCCCAGUGGAAGAGCCAAGUGUUAAUGUCAAGCAUAUUUAAAACCUUAUAGCUGAAAGGGUUUUAAUAACUUUUGUAACUCAGCGUGUUGUUUCUGCAGCAGCACUUUGAUAGCCUUUGUUUUUGUAAGUGUAAACUUGUAAAGGAUUUUCAGGCAAUUUUUGAAAGCACUAUAACUGUGUAAUCAACUAGCCAUAAAAGCAUUGAUUGAUAGUUAACCAGCAUAAGGUACUACAUUUGUAAAUAUGGUGCUAUUGUUAUAUUUAUACUGUUCAAGCUGGUGGGGAACUCUCUAAACUGUGGUCAAAUGUGUAUUAAUGGCUCCUCAUGAAGUAUGUUUUAGCAAGUCAAGUCCAUAACAAACUUCUAGAUAUUAAUAUCAGGCAGAUUCUACAAAGAACAGAAUUGGAUGAAGUUACUGUGGGAUCAUCACAGUUCAUUAUCUUCUAGUGAAUUUCUGUUUAUAUUGAAGCUGAAUUUGACUUCUAGAAUACGUCUCCAGUAGUAAGAGCUUCUGGCCACCAUAAAAAUAUCCUGAACAAAAAAUAUUCUGUAUAACUCAUACUACUAAUCUCUAACACAAAUUGCCCAUUUCCACCAUAGGGAAGAUGGAUAUGGAUUUGUUUUGAAAGAUGAUGCUUUUCUUUUCAUGAGCAUACCUGUAUUUCGAGAUUAAAGUGACUAUGUCACUUUAUAAACUUUUUAUACAAAAGGUUUAAUUUUAGCUCAACUUUCAGUGAGGAAAAAGAAAUAAAUAUGGCAUUACUUUAUAGAUUUUAAGCUAAGGGAAUUAAGAUUUUGCACUAAGGGAAUAUAUGAUUGACCUCCAUUAAAUGCCUCAUCUGUAAAUACCUUUGCAAGGGGCAUUCUUGGGGUUAGGAAAUCUCUCUUUAGGGCUUAAGAGGAAUGUUACUGCUACACUCCACUGCUAUUGGCCAGAGCAACAAGCCAGCCUCUGGCAAGACCUGCGUAGUUCUUACAUGGCCAGGCAAAACAUGAAUCAGAUGCUGAUACACCUUAUCUACUCAUAUCAUGUGCAAAUACAUAGGGUAUGGCUGACAGUGUAAAAAUGCACCCCCAAAGUAGCAUUGAUCCAGUUGGCACCCUUCUGGCUUUUAUGCUAAUCUUGUGUGUAACAGCAAGGAAUGUGUUGAUCUAACGUGUUGAUCAGGAUGUGAUGCACACAUUCAACAAGACAAUCAGAAAUGCAUUAUUGCGCUACAAGUUAAUACGAAUACUACUUUAUUUAAUUACCCUGCAGCGUAGGAACUUAGAUUUAGAUGGAUUUCAUGGCAGCUUAAUAACAAGAAGCAAAUAAGUGUUGUAGUAAAAGUGUUACUUGGCUUCACCUCGAGUCAAACAGCCUUCCUUGUUUUCAUUAGCCUGAGUACAGGGACAAGUGCUCCCUUUUCUUCUUUUUUUGGUACCCCAGGUAUUGAACUCAUGACCUUGAGCAUGCCAGGCAGGCACUGUGCCACUGAGCUAUAACCCCACCCUUGCUUUUCCUUCUAGAUUUUUUUCUUAUUACUUUCUUACCCAAUAAUACAAGGGCCAGAACAAAAAUCUAGUAGAAUAGUGACUUCUACCAGUGAACUUGUACAUGCAGAUGCCCUUGCUGACUGUGUUUGGAGGUGGGCAUUGUGUAAAAUAUUGCAAAAUACUCUAGGUGAUUCUGAUAUACAUAAAAGUUGGAAAAAUCGCUUGAAUAAAAUAUAAAUCAGCAUGUGAGCUACUAGUUGCCUGUUUAAGUGUUGUACAGGUUUAUUCCCAGGUAGAAAAAAAAUACUGUUUUUUACUCCUUUGUACAAUUUAAAUGCAUAGAUUAAAAAUGAGUAGGGUUUUGAGAAGAAAUUUAGAAGCCAUUUUCUUACAAAGCAAUUAAACUGGUAUCUGUGGGGGCAAAAAACAGCAAUAUUCCUCAACACUUGCAAUUGAAAGAUUUGAAAUACUGUAUAUUAACAUUUUACAAAUAAUAUGUUUCAAGGCUGUACCAUCCGAGUGGUUGGUGACAAAACAAAACAAUUUUGAAUUAGUCUGGUAAUUUAGAAAGUAAAUUGAGAAAAAAAGAAGGUAAACAGAAGUUACCUCUGUAAUCCUGCACCUGAAUGGCAUGCCAUAUUGGCAGAAUCUGACUUGGGACCCAGAAUGGGAUCGUAUUUUACUGACAUAAUAAUAACAAGGGCUGAUUGUUUUCUCAUAUCUAUGUUUACAAUAAUGUCCAUGCCAAACUGCUGUUUUGAAAGCGCAGUGUCUCGAAGUGCUAUAAAGCGCGUGUGCAGCAGAUGGCGCUGUGACUUCUCUUACGGUUUUGCUUUGUUAAUUACUGUGUGCCGUUCUUCCUCCUAGUGGAAGAUUUAGAGAGAAACGAAGGUUCCGCGGAAAAACCCCUUUUCGUGAGCUCGUCUUUGAUGAAGAUUUUGUUGAACCGAAAUUUCUAAACUAAAGACCGGUAGAAAAGCAAAUGUCAUCUGGCGAUGGUGUGUUACCUUUUCCUCCUUGGCUGUCCGUGCAACGCUUGCGGCGUUUAGGGAUGCUGGCCUCACGACCUUGUUGGCUUGCGUUUGCAUGUUUUAUACCAAAGCUUACGCUGUAAUAUGUGAAGCCAUCGAAAGUUGCAAUGAAAUUGUUAAUAACAUGAAUCAUUUUUAUACAAAGAUCUUUCGUUUUGUAAUUCAUUUUUAAAUACAGUGGCUUGGAUCUUUUGAAAAUAUUACCGAGUAUGUUAAUAUCCGUUUAAAAUAUUAAAUCGAAGAAGGAUAUGUGACUUAAAUUGAUAGCUCCUAAUCUAUUUUUAAGGUUAUAGUUAAAUGACUUCUUCUGCAGGGAAAAUUGGUGAACAAAGUGAAAUAAACGUUUUUCAAACAUUCCCCACCCUUGUUGGACAGUAAACCCGUCAUAGGUCCACCCCACCCCGGUCUUUGCUGUCUUUUCGUAGGGAUAGUGGGUUGUGGGUCGUGUGUGCUAGGCAAAUUCUCAACCAUCCAGCCUUUCCUACUUCGUCCUUUGACAAAGUGCCUUACCGGCUGUUUAAUAUUACCCAACUUUUGUGGGCAAGUUUACAAACAUUGUUUAAGAAAAAUUAAAUCCUGCAAUGUUUAGUGGUUAAGACAAGUCUUGCGUUGAUUUUCCUCUUGCUCACUGAUUGGAAACCACUGGUCAUUUCAACCAUGUUCCCCAUUCUCAGCGUCGAGAAUACCUUGUGGGACAUAAAGAAAUUUCCUUUGCACCCAGUGGGCAUUCGUGAAUGUGUGCUACACACAAGGAAAACAAAAACUUGAAAGACUGCACGUUUGUUGGGUUUAUUUUGUUUUUCUUAAAAGAAAUUUUAAAAUGUAGUCUUUAUACAAUAGUUAUAUAACUGCGUCAUUCUGUGUUGUACACAUAGUAGGAAAAAGAAACUUCUAGGAAUCACAAAGGGAACUUAACCCUGAAAGGGUGCUCACAGAUGUCAUGGACUAAAUAGCUCCAUUACAUAUGAUUGUUUCCAUCAAAGGCUGUUGUAUAUAUGUCUCGUAUUUACUAACUUUUGAUACAAAACAGCUCAUUUAUAACACGUUGAUUUUUUAUUGCAGCAGUAUAAACAGGAACACUUUCUCAUUCAGUUUUAAAUAACUUUACUGGUACUACUAACUUGAAAUAAAAUGAAUUCAAUUUGCUACUCAAUGGUACAGAGUCCAUAAAGGCAUUCAUCUGAAGGCUAUGUCCACCAUCAUGAUAGCUGGGAAAGCGUUGCAAAUCAGUCAACAUCAAGUAACAUCAAUUUAGCUACCAUCACAUUUGUUUAAAUGUGACUUUAGAUACUCUUAGGCCAGAAGUAACUCACGAGGGCAUGACAUCAUGAGCUCUAUAAUCGGUGUGCUUCUGCUAUGCAGAAAUAUUAGGAACAUGUUGUCUAAAUACCUUUGAUAACCCAGAUGUUUCAUACUUAAUGAAAUUUGUUGUUACUCCUUGUUUUAGAUACAUUUGCUUUUUCUUCUAAUAAAGAUUUAGAUAAGAAAUAA
Cavia porcellus (domestic guinea pig) is the source of this 6598-nucleotide messenger RNA. RefSeq names its product solute carrier family 44 member 5 (gene Slc44a5). Gene Ontology annotation, biological process: transmembrane transport. Bases 144 to 2402 code for a protein of 752 amino acids. NCBI's taxonomy places the organism in Eukaryota, Metazoa, Chordata, Mammalia, Rodentia, Caviidae. The record is from RefSeq and is a predicted model, not a curated record. The transcript is spliced from 25 exons. Gene Ontology annotation, molecular function: transmembrane transporter activity.